GCUGCAGGGAGAGGAGCACAGCAGUUACCCUGGUGCUGCAUGCAGCUGCUGCCACAUCCCAGCCCUUGUGCACAGGGAAACGGCGACGCGCUCAUGCAAAGAAGCUGGCCCCUAUCAGAGCUCACUCAGAGGUGGUAAAAAACCAACGCCAGCCAACUCUUACUCAAAGAAAUAUGACCAAUGCGAUGCCUGAGCUGAGCCUUAAGAGAAUGGAGGUGGAAAGCAGCACGCACGAUGUCAGCCCCAAUCCAGGAUGUUCUGCAGCUCCACCCUGAGAUUUUCCUGCUGGGACAGAGGGUGGGAAGAAGGAAGGACACAAAAAACGCACCCAGGAAACCAAGAAUGGUUGCUGAGCCUACAGCCUGUGCCCCAAAGCUCCCAUACAACAACUGCACCAGGAGCAGCUGCACAGAGGAGAAAAGCCCCCAAGUUUAAUCCCAAGGGAAGAAGGAACCUGCUGCUGGACUGAAUGCCAGCUCAGGGUGGAGCUUCGUGCCAGGUGAAUACAACAGCCAGGUUUUGCUGUGAUGUUCAGCACUAAUAUCCAACACGUUGGCUUUGGCCUGCCUGCCACGCUGCCCCACCAGCUGGUAGGGUUGAAUUCAGAACCAGCUCUCAAACAACAUGAAAACACGGGUUUUUGGUGUUCUGUGCUCAGCUCUGUGCCUAACAGCAGCAAUGCAGGAGGAGCAGAGGGGCAGACACUGCCAGCGUAAGAUCACAACCAUUGAUACGGCAUCUCCAGCCCAUGGGGUGACACAGAUGCCCCCCAAACCAUCCCCCUAAUUCUAUAGGGAUGCAUUCUGCUCCAUGCCAGGGCCAGGCUGCUUCCAGUAGAACCCACAACCCACCAUCCCUUCCACUCUUCUUUCUACCAUCCCUUAAUUACCACACGGACACGGGCUUUUAAAAUGGUCUGUUAUGAUGCAAUUAUGAAUUAACAUUCGCUGCUAAUUAGCAGGCAGAUCAGCUGCUGUAGGUGUGCUUUUAACGAUCUGCCUGUUAAACACCCUCAUUGUUCAGUGAUUGCUCACCACAGUGCUCACACUGCCCUGGAAAAGGACUUUUGUGCCAACCACAGCCCAUUCCCAGCUCAAAUUCCCACCAAGAGCUGCAAAGGGACAUGGUGGGCCUGGCUCUGCUCAGCACCAAGGCUGAAGGAACCUGCCCUACUGCUGUCCCAGGCUGGUAAACCUGUUUUACAUUUCUUACAAAGGUUAAGUGAGGUCUUGGAGGGUGAAGCUGGCAGCCCUCAUUAGAAGGUCAAGAGCUUUCCAAUAAGCGGGUCUCAAUGUGUCCCCGUGCUGCAGAACAACCCGCUUUAGCCUUUCUGUAACAGCCAUAUGGAAGUGCCCAUUGCAGGAACACAGCCCUGGAGCUGGGGGAGCCCCCUCGGGCAUCCUGUGCAGGAAAACCUUGGAGUCAAGUCUGCUGCAGUGGUGCAUCAGGCCCAGCACUGCCAAGGAGCAAGGAGGGGACUGGGCGCUGCUCUCAGCCAUAGGUGGUGCUGUGCAGGGCAGGGGUUGGGCCACAAAAGGUCUCUUCCAAGCUGGGGAAGCCUGUGGUUCCACGCCUGCCCCAGCCCAUGGCUCACAGACCAGCAGAUCCCACCUCCUUAUCCAAAAACAACCUGCCCACAUCCUCCCCCACCGCCAGACCCAGCAGGCGGAUGGGAGCUGUCCAAACAGCAGAUUGGGGUUAACCCAAACACUGAGACUGAACCAAGCUCAGGAUCCAUCACUAAACAUGGUGCUGCUGCAGCUUUCUGCCUCCUCCUGCAUCCCUGGGCCGUGCCAACAAGGAGGGAUGCAGCUCUCCUCGAGCAUGGAGUGGUCCAAGAGCUGCCCAGUGCCAACCUUCCCCCUGCACACUGCCACACUUUGUGCUCCACUCCUGCAAUUAAAAUGCCAUCGGAGGAAAGCUCUCCUCCUGCUGCACCCCAAGCUAGGUGUGAGCUGUUGUGCAAGGCUGCUCUGCUGCAAUGUUUAUCCUGGGAAGCAGUGUCAGCGGGAGCAGCUGGAGCCUCACAGGUGGGCUGCAACACGUCAUGGUCAGCAAGGGGCUGCAUGCCAUCCAUUCCCAAAGCUGCCAUCAGGCUCAGGGCAGCGACACUGUUGAGAAGAGUGAAGCUUUUCCUCCUGCCAUGGUACACAGGCAGCUCUCACAAGCUGGAGUGGCAGAGCUGUGAUCUGCAGGGCAGUUGGGAAUGCUGUGUUGUUCAUGCAGGACAUGGCAGCAAGCAGUGAUGGGGUCAGCCUUUAGGAAACAUGGACAGCUGUAUGAUGGGCUGAUGGCCUCACCACCAUCCCAGCCAGAAGGAGCUGCUGCAAGCAGGCAGAGCUGAUCCUCACCUUUCAAAUCAAGCCCCAGAAGACCCUUUGGCCUGGGACAGGGCUGCAGGAUGAAGCUGUUAGGAGGAGGCUGAGAACAUGUUGCUUUCCUUCCCCAAACAGAGCCCUGAGCUGCUCUGCCCCCAUCCAUCCCAGCGCACACUUGUGAUGGAAACGCUGUUAAGGCUGAAGUAUAAUGAAGCUCUUUGGCUAAACGAUGCUAGCUUCUGAAAGCAGCCUGAAAAGCUUUGUGUCCACUGCCUGAAUGGCCCAGGGAAGAGGAGAAGCCCAGCCUUAAAGCACUACAGCCACAGUCACAAGAGCAGCAGCUGAGGGAUGGGGCAUUGCUGAUCACUGAACCCCACAGCACAGCUUUCCUUCCAGCAGCACGCUGCCAUAAGGAACACAGGAACCACCUCCUUGUGCUCACAGCAGGAGCAGCUUUGGGCAGCUCACAAGCAGCAGCAGAACCCCCAACAUACAGUCCCAUACCAGGAGAUCCCCUUCACCUCAGAACCACCAAUACUCCAGUGUUUGAGGGAGGAGGAAAGAGCAGAUGGGGCUCCUAAUGGCCCCCAGACCCAAGGGGAUGCUGUUAGCAGCUCCUGACGGCACGGAGGAGGCUGAAGUCCUAUUUCUCCCUUCCAUUCUCCCUCAGCACCACUUAUUUUUAGCAGCUCUUGAACACGACCGGCCGGAGCGACCCGGGGGUGGCAAAGAAAAAAGGCACCGGUUUCAUCUGAGCCUUAACAACACUUGGGAGGUUCAAAGUUACAACAGCAAAAAAGAAAAAACUAAGUCCCUUUGGGGGGAGAAAGGGGAGAAUUUGGCUGUUUCAGUACAAAUAUCAGCAAAUUCCACAAUAGGGAUCAAAGGGAGCGAGCAGCUCAGUGCGAGGUGACAGCAUCGUCCUCGGCUCUGUGCAUCACAGCCCUCCAGUGAGGCUGACAGGCACCAUGUCGGACAGCAGCCCCCGUCCUCCAAAUCUCAUCCCCUCACUCUCUGAGGUGCAGGAAGCAGUGGGUGGGUGGCCGUCGAGGCCCUUCUCCCCCCAGCACUCCUGUAGCUGCCCCCCAAGGGCUGGGAGAGCCCGCACUGAAGGAAGGAGCCCUAUGAAGCCCCUGGGGUCCAUUCCCACCGUGACACUGGGGGAGUUUCAGCACAGUACAAGCAUUGGGCAGACCCUGAGCCAUGCAGGUAAGGGAUGAGCCAUCCCAACAGCAGCGCCUGCAGCCCAGCACUGGGGAACAGAACGGAAGGAAGCGGAGCUAUGGAGCUAUUGCUGCGGGCUCUUCCCAGCCCCACGUUCCCCCACGCCCGGUGCCCCGUCCCACCUGCAGCCUGCCUGCCUGCCCCACGUCUCCGCUGGUCCCUCACCCUCCAUUACUCACCC
Coturnix japonica (Japanese quail) is the source of this 3723-nucleotide messenger RNA. The record is from RefSeq and is a predicted model, not a curated record. Lineage: Eukaryota; Metazoa; Chordata; Aves; Galliformes; Phasianidae.